UCGUUCAUGAUGCCAGAACCAGGAAGUACUACCACACUUCGCGAGACGAGUGGUUUUGGAUGCGCCCAACUAAUGGUUUUCAUAUGAAUUUAUUUUGAUCAAGACUUCGGGGGGGGGUUUCACCUGAUAUAUUUUGUAUUCUCAUAUAGUGCUGCUUGUUAUAUCUUAUCAUAGUGGCAUCGUUACAAAUCGUGAUGUGUAUCUACAGUCUGCCGUUAGCUAGCUAGCAUGCUAGUAGCUAUUGGAGGUUUUGAUUAUUUAUGUGAUGAAAAUACGAUGGACUUCGUUGUCUCUAUAUAUAACUAAUCAGUGCAAGUUAUUUAAUUAUAAAUAACGAAGAUUUUACCGCAGAUAUUGGUGCACAAUAGGUUUAUUAGUUGUAUUCUUUUAAACAGCUAGUGUUUAGCCAGCCUCUCCCAGUUUAACCAUUUCUUGAGAGAUAUUUGUACAAAAUUUCGUAUCAAUAUUGAGCUCUCAGCUCAGGAAAUUGGAUCCAAUGCGUGGGAUGAUGGGGACUCAAAGUAGUCCUGUCAAAAGCUACGAUUAUCUCUUGAAGUUUCUGCUAGUGGGAGACAGCGAUGUUGGAAAAGGUGAAAUCCUGGACAGUUUACAAGAUGGAUCAGUUGAAUCACCCUACGCAUACAGCAGCGGUAUAGAUUACAAAACUACCACCAUCCUGCUAGAUGGAAGACGAGUAAAAUUAGAGCUGUGGGACACAUCGGGACAAGGACGAUUCUGCACCAUUUUUAGAUCUUACUCUCGUGGGGCACAAGGAAUACUGCUUGUGUAUGACAUCACCAACGGAUGGUCUUUUGAUGGCAUUGAUCGGUGGAUCCGUGAAAUUGACGAACAUGCCCCUGGUGUACCGAGGAUUCUUGUGGGAAACCGCCUUCAUCUGGCUUUCAAACGCCAGGUUCCCACAGAGCAGGCACGCGCCUAUGCCGAAAAGAACAGUAUGACCUUUUUUGAGGUUAGUCCUCUGUGUAAUUUCAACGUCAUCGAGUCCUUCACAGAACUUUCACGGAUAGUGCUUAUGAGGCAUGGGAUGGAGAAAUUCUGGAGACCGAACAGAGUUUUCAGCCUUCAAGAUCUAUGCUGUCGCUCUAUUGUGUCAUGUACACCAGUGCACCUCAUAGACAAGCUGCCUCUCCCUGUAGCGAUCAAAUCCCACCUGAAGUCUUUCUCAAUGGCCAAUGGCAUGAAUGCAGUCAUGAUGCAUGGACGCUCUUACUCUGUGGCCAACAGUGCUGCAUCAGGGGGCAAUUCAAGCAAAGGCAACAGUUUAAAACGGUCAAAGUCUUUCAGGCCUCCACAGAGCCCACCAAAGAACUCUUCUUCAUCAUCCAAGGGAAACUGCAAGAUUUCAUAGGCCAACACACAUACAUAGUUGUCUUCAUUUGUCCUGUAUUAACAGCAUUAUUGUUGUCGCUCUUAAAAGGCCACGGGGCUGAAGUCAGGCACCUUACUAGCUGCCUAUAUGAUGGGUUCAGACUUGAACUGAACUGAAUUGGACAGUUUUCAGCUCGCGAGUGCCACCUUGUGGAUACUUUUUACGAGUAGGCUACAGAAGCGCCUUGGGAUCAAGUCGUUAAUCUCGGUUGGAUUAAUCUGUAUGAUAACACUACAUGAAAGGACUACCUAGCAUUUGGGGUGACUUUUUAUUGUAUAUAUGUAUGUGUUGGUGGAAUGUAUUUUGUGUAUCUCGAGUGUUAUGGGAAAUGUUUACUUUUUGUCAGGAAUUCAGAGUCUUCAAACCAUAACACAAUUGAAAUGGUUCAUUUUCUUUCUUUUUCCACACUUGAAAAGGAUCAGUAUAGGUGUCAUGUGAUGCAUUCCAGUCUAAAGUAUCCUGCUGAAAACCUAAUAUCUCCAGACUUUGUAUACCUCAUUAAUUAGUGCAACAUUUACUAAGAUCUUUUUGUGACAAUACCAUCUGUUAAACAGGUGCUUUCCAAUAGAUUUUGGACACUGAGGUGUCAUGCCGUCAAAAACAUUGCAUGAUUUUAAUUUUUGGUAAACUGGGUAGAGGGGUGAUGUCUAGUUUUACAAUUGUUUUUUAAAGAUAUGUAAAUUUUGUAUUUAUGAAUGUAUACUUUAUACUGGUAUGUGACCUGUGGUUAUACAUGGGAUUAAAGUAAGGUUAAGAAAGUCAA
This is a messenger RNA of Periophthalmus magnuspinnatus, 2153 nucleotides long. Its product is annotated as ras-related protein Rab-40C-like. Gene Ontology annotation, cellular component: endosome; synaptic vesicle; plasma membrane. NCBI's taxonomy places the organism in Eukaryota, Metazoa, Chordata, Actinopteri, Gobiiformes, Gobiidae. Gene Ontology annotation, molecular function: GTP binding; GTPase activity. Gene Ontology annotation, biological process: protein localization to plasma membrane; intracellular signal transduction. The record is from RefSeq and is a predicted model, not a curated record. The coding region runs from base 497 to 1369 and encodes 290 amino acids. The transcript has 6 exons.